Molecule: messenger RNA, 1680 nt
Organism: Rotaria sordida
Lineage: Eukaryota; Metazoa; Rotifera; Eurotatoria; Philodinida; Philodinidae
Source: the annotation of a GenBank genome assembly
AUGGCUUCAACAUAUUAUGACGAUGCCAAGCGUUUUACCUCUCGUGAAUCGAUUGGAGCAUCCGAAGAGUAUUCAAAACCAGUGUACGAACUCGAACCCGAUCCAUCUGCAAAACAAUUAUCAGCGGUGACGCCACAUCCAUUCAGUCGAUCGAUUGAAGGAAUGACACCGCACGAAGUGGUGCCCACGACCCGUCGUAUCAUCAUCGUACGAAAUACGACAGAUCCACAGGAUGAACAAGGAAAACCGAUUGACACGAGCGUAUCUAGCCAAUCAAAAUCACUGGAAUUUUCACCGAGAAUAACUGAUGGGCGAACAUCUGUCUAUAUCAUUCGACGAAAGAUUCCACCGGAAGAUGAGAAAAAUCCAACAAGUUAUUAUCCACCGGUAGAAGGCUCAGUGCAAAAUUCAUCUACACCUCUUGAAUACAUACACACACCUCCUCCAAAUCCAUACUCUCUUGGAUCGCGCACGCUCAGUCCUUACCAUUCACCGACUAAAGAUCCUGCACAGGCUAUAAUAGGAAAUCUAUUAAUUAUAUAUACUAUAAUUCGUGACAAUACAUUACAUACAUCUAAAUAUUAUUAUAUUUCAUCAUUGGCAUUUGCUGAUUUCUUAGUUGGAUUCAUAGUUAUGCCAUUUGCGUUUCUAUUUGAAAUGACCAAUGAUGAAUAUUGGUUGUUUGUGCGGCAUCUGAGAGUUUUUUGCGAUUUUUGGCAUUCGAUGGAUAUAUUUGCAUCAACAGCAUCAGUACUUGCACUGUUAGCGAUCGGAAUAGAUCGAUACACGGCUAUUACAAAACCAAUUGAAUAUUCUAAUUCAUUUAUAUCAAAAAAAUGGUAUUAUAUAUCGUCAUUUAUAUGGAUAUUUUCAGCAAUCUUAUCGUUUCCAGUAGUUUUUUAUCUUCGAACAGAACAAACAUUGUCUCAACGAUCAUCGAUGUCAAAUGAAACAAUAUCGGCACAAUUGUUACCAUCUAAUGAAUGCAACUUUCCGAAUAACCCCCAUUAUGUAUUAUUUACAUGUAUUAUAUCAUUUUAUCUCCCAUUAAUUGCUAUGAUUUAUGUUUAUAUUCGAAUGUAUUCGAUAGCUCAAAAACAAGCACAAGCGCUGCGCUCUGGUUACAAGCAUCAUUAUCAAAUAAAAUCCCCAAAGCCAUUCAUCUCAGAAUUUCGUUCUGAGAAAAGAUCAAGAAUAGAGACAACAGUAGAAACCAAUGAUAAUGCCGCACAUAAAACAUUACCUAUGUUAUCAAAAAAUCGUAAACCGUCAUAUGAAUUAAUAACACUUCGUAUUCAUCGUGGUACAUGUCAAAACUCAAAUAUAGAACCGUUCAACCAGAAUAACGGAAAUGAAUCGAAAUCAAUUAAUAAGAAUUCAAAAGAAUGUGCACGAAAAAACAAAAUUCGGAAAAAAAAUUCGAACGAUCAAAAGGCAGCUAAAUUCGUUGGUAUCGUUAUGGGUACAUUUAUUGUUUGUUGGUUACCAUUUUUUGUUUAUCUUGCAUUAAGUGGUGUAUUUGAUAUACGUUUAAAAGACGAUCAAAAUCAUAAAUUAUUAUUCAGCAUAUUUUCAUGGUUAGGAUAUGCAAAUUCAGCUUUGGACGUUGUUGUUUACCUUUCGACAUCGAGAGAAUUAAGAGCUAUAUUUUUUAAAUUAUUUUUUAAAUCAUGUCUUUGA